This is a messenger RNA of Micromonas commoda, 2967 nucleotides long. RefSeq lists its product with no specific name. The transcript has a single exon. The coding region runs from base 1 to 2967 and encodes 988 amino acids. The record is from RefSeq and is a predicted model, not a curated record. Gene Ontology annotation, molecular function: inositol hexakisphosphate binding. Gene Ontology annotation, biological process: cellular response to phosphate starvation; phosphate ion transport. Lineage: Eukaryota; Viridiplantae; Chlorophyta; Mamiellophyceae; Mamiellales; Mamiellaceae. Gene Ontology annotation, cellular component: cytoplasm; Golgi apparatus; plasma membrane.
AUGGUCGGGUUCGGGAAGCGCAUGGCGGAUACCCAGGUUCCAGAGUGGAGCACCGAGUACGUGCCCUACAAGGCCAUGAAGAAGCAUCUCAAACGCCUCGUGAAACGGAUGACCGCUGAGGAGCAGCAGAUGACCGAGCGGGAGAACAUCGCGUCGUCAGGUGACGGCACCCGACAGCAACUGCUCGACGGGGACGGGACGGCGGACGCCGGCGUGCGGCCGCAGCUGAAGCGUGAGGUCAAGCACGACCGCGAAGGGCUCAUUACAGUGCGAACAACAGGGGACGUGAUCGACAAUCAAGCAACGGUCAAUCGACACAGGCGCCAACCGUCGUCGGAGACCAAUGAGUUGAGCAUCGCCACGACUGUGGUCGCCCCGAAGGAAAAGAACGUCCUCGCGUUGGACGAGGAGGUGCAAUUCUUCCAUCUGCUCGACGAAGCGCUCCGGCGUGUGGUGGCUUUUUACAGCGACCGACUGGAUCACAUCCGUUGUGAAACGCAACGCGAGCGCUCGCAGCUGAACCAUCUGAUGUCGGAGGCGCAGCGGGUGGUGCGUAUGCCCAAGCGUGAGCCCAAGAAGGGCGACCUCGUCGACAUCAUGCACGACAUCGGGUCGUCGUUCGGAUCCAGCUCGAAGAAGCGGUCGACAGAACCUCGAACCUUCGCGCAGGAGAAGGCGAGGGAUAGCGCACGCAUGCUUCGCAAGGCAGUUUCGGAGUCCUAUCGCGCCGUCAACAUGCUCGAGUCGUUUGUGUCACUGAACAUGGAGGCGUUUCGCAAGAUCUGCAAGAAGCACGACAAGGUCACCGGUUGGCAGACGCAGGACACGUACAUGCGAGGUCUCCGAGAGCUUCGCGUGUUCCACGACGAUGAGGUUCAGUCCUUGCGAUCUGCACUCGAGGACGCGUACCUGAAGAUUGAGGAGGUGCUGUGCAUGCUCGAGCCCGACAGGUGGAACCGGGUGGUGCGAGGCGUCAAGACCCGGAGCAAAUCGUCAAAGCAGUCCGGUCCGCUGGGCUUUUACGAGGUUCGCAAGAGGCGAAAUGAGUUACUCGCUAAGCUCAGAGAGGAAACCAGAGAGACCGGUACUUCUUUCGUCGCGCACGGGCGCACGUCAGGACCAAGGUUUACCGCGGGAUUGGCACUUGGAGCUGCUGGGGCUCUGUUUGCAAUGUUGAUCACUCGCGUCAUUGAGAAGUGCGCAAACGGGAGGAUGGAUACCGUGGAGUGCAACGCUGUUGCCGCGGUGGCACCCGCGAUCAGAGCGCCACUUCUUAUCGCUCUUCACGUGGCGCUGUACGGUUCGGCCGUGCAGGCGUGGGUUGAUACUAGGGUCAAUGCACCCUUCAUCAUGCAGGCCAAGCGAGGCACUGAGCUGACCUCCACGGGGGCAGUUCUGGCUGGUGCCCUCAUCGCGUCCACGUGGCUCAUAAUCUCGCUCGUGCUGGUCGCCAGGGCCGAGAAUAACGCCAAGAGUGCUAUCAACGGGUCUGGAUCCGUCUGGACCAUCCGUUUGUACCAUCUCGACGAUGUGUUCGCAGCGGCUCUGGGAGCAAUGGUGCUCAUGCUGCUAUUUUUCCUUGCGCCUUGGCCCAAGUGGUUGCUGAGGGGUCCAUUCAAGAAGACAGCAGUGAGACUACAGCACCCGCCGAAUUCCACCAGACGAUUCUUUCUCACUGCUCUAUCACGAGCCAUUCAGGCGCCGUUUCGACGCGUGCGCAUGAUGGAUUUCUUCCUCGCUGAUCAGCUCGUGUCCCAAACCACCGCCAUGCGAGAUUUUGUCGCCGUGCUCUUCCUUGCGUUUGGAUCGCUGCUGAGGAGCGCGGUUAAGUACGCUCCAGUGGUGGCGCUUUGGCCGUCGUGGUGCCGUCUGACCCAGGUUCUUAGGCGUUAUAGGGAUGACGGGAUGCCAGUGCACUUGGUGAAUGGUGGCAAGUACUUUAGCGGGUUGCUCGCCAUAGCUAUUGGUCUGAUACUUCGCUAUGAGGAAGCCGGCGACAAUAAAAUUGGUGGCGCAAUCUUCUCAAACCCCUCGGCGUUGCGGGUGUGGUAUAACGUCGCUAGCUAUGUGGCGAUACUCUACGGCUCGGCAUGGGACUUUUUCCAGGACUGGUCUGUGGUGAAAGUUAAACUGGUGUCCAAGGAUUGGCACGAAACAGCGAGCAAGAAGAUGUUUGGGUUCUGCAUGUCCACCAACUGCGGAUUCACUUUUAGUCUCUUUGAACGCAGACUAAUGGUCAAGCGCAGAUGGAUCUACCACGUCGCAAUCGGGGGAAACGCACUGCUGAGAAACGUGUGGAUAAUCGCGUCCAUCCCCACGAUUGGCAGCGCUGAGACGAUAGGCCACGAGAUUUGGCUCACGGUCUGGGCUACAUUGGAGGUUAUCCGACGGUCUGCUUGGAACUACUUUCGAGUGGAGAAUGAACAUACCACCAACUGUGGUAUGUUCCGUGCAACCCUGGAGGUGCCCAUGCCAUAUGCCGAGGGCGAGCUUACGGAUGACGAGGAUGACGAGGAUGACGAUAAGUCUGUGAGGAGCAGCGACGAUGCGCAGGCGGAAUCUGAUCACAGUGACACUGACGAGGAUAUUGAUCACAUACGUGAUAAUCUCUCGGUGAGCGAUAACGGGCAGAGCGUCGACGACGCAAAUCCACCCUGCGGAGAUGAGCCGCUGUCUAGGCGCAACUCAAUCGAGCUGACAUCAAUGUCGAGGCCCGUCAUUUCCACGGAUAUUGAUCUGCCGACUGAAUCUUUUGAUUCUCCAUCGGGUGGCGUCACGCCAAGGAGAAUCUCGGUGAACACGUCCGGGCCUCUAACGCCACAGAAAAGCCUCGGACUCGAGGCAAUCGCGCGACUCACUUCGGGGAUGCCUGUCGGUGAUGAAUCACCGCCGGGUUCUCCCUCGUCGGUGAGAAGGUCGUUUGACGCCGAAUUUAGGGCUGCGCCAUCGCCGAAAAAAAAGGCUUGA